Molecule: messenger RNA, 2376 nt
Organism: Prorocentrum cordatum
Lineage: Eukaryota; Dinophyceae; Prorocentrales; Prorocentraceae
Source: the annotation of a GenBank genome assembly
AUGGCCGCGGACGCGGCCGUGUCGCUCACCAUCGCCCACGUGUUCGGCUCGCACUGCGGCACCGGCCUCCGCGAUGCGGCCGUCUUCGGGGACGACAGCGGGUACACCAUCAUCAAGCCCGCCGGGCGCCACCUCACCAUCACGAACACCGAGACCGGGGAGUCCACGGUCAUGCCAGCGGACGAGCGGACCGAGGGCGUAACGGCCUGCGCGAUCUCGAGGGACAGGAAGUUCUUCGCGGUCUGCGAGCGACAGACUGGCGAGGUGCACCACGCGCUGUCCGUGGCCAUCCACGACCUCCGAACCGUUUCGGUGCGGAGUAGGAUCGACCCUUUCGGCACCACCUUCCCGCGCAUCGUCGCGCUGGCCUUCGGCCCUGUGCAGGGAGACGGUGCACCGCUGCUCUGCGCGGUCUCCAGCGGUCAGGAGCCCACGGUGUCCGUGAUGGACUGGCUUGGUGGCAGGGUGCUGGCCAGGCACAAGGUGCAGGGCCCCGUCGAGAGAUUGGCAUGGUCGCCGCAGGCGGAUGCCUGCAUGCUCUCUUUCUCGACCUCGCGCUCGAUCAACCUGCUGUCGCUUCGCGAUCUCAACGCCAAGGCGCCCCGAACUCCAUACCUGAAGGAGCACGGGUCGUUCGGCGGCCUCGACGAGAAAACCCUCAGAAUAACGGACCACGCCUGGAUCGAGCCUGGGGACGGUAGGCUCGUGGUCUGCGCCUCCGAGGGCACGAUCUACGUCCUGAGCAGUCUCGACAUGAUCGUUGUACUGACGAAGCCUGCGGCCUUCGGCCUGGGCGUGACGUGCAUGCCGAUCUGUGUGCGGUGCUUCUCGCAGGGCUUCUUGAUUGGCGGCAGCGAGGGUCGGGUCGCCAUCUGGGAGAAGGUGGACAGCGGGAGCGAUCAGCAGGAGACCAGCCUGGAGCUGAACCACCGCCGCACCGUCAAGGCUGGAAAGGCGGACGCGGCGAUCGCCUGCAUGGACAUCGCCGGGGCAGAGGAGAGCGUGCUGCUGGGCUUCCGCGAUGCCGACAUUGGGAUUCUCAAAUUCUCCUCCCUGUACGCCCAAGACAAGGAGGUCGCCGAGUGCUCAAUCUUAAACGGCGGUAAUCAUUCAGGGCCAGUCACGUGCCUUGACACGGCGGCCCAGCGUCCCCUCGUUCUCUCGUUGUGCCGCAAGGACUGCUCGGUAAGGCUUUGGAAUUACACGACGUGGCAGUGUGAGUUCUGUUGGCGGUCGCCGACGGAUACACCCAACGCCAUAGCCUUGCACCCGUUUGGUUAUUUCGCGGCAGUCGCGCUCAGCGAACAGCUUCGCUGUUUCUAUGUCGCCUCCACCGAGCUGAAGCCCCAUUGUAGCGUGGAAAUGGCCGACGUACAUCUGCUCAGAUUCUCCAACGGCGGGCACCUUCUCGUGGCUGGCCAGGGGAACCUCGUCCAUGUUUUCAGCACGCACGUCGUGAGGCUCAUCGCCACGCUGGAGGGGCACGCCGAAACGGUCAGCUCGCUAUGCUUCGACCCAGAGGACCACUCGCUGUGGAGCUGCGACGCCGGCGGCGUGCUGAUGGAGUGGGACACCCAGGACUGGGAGCGCCUGGGCCAGCACGCCCACGCCGCCUGCGAGUACCAGGCCGCCUCCUCGUGCGCGGGGGGCACGGUGGCCUGCGCGGGCCUCCAGGGCGGCAGGGGCGUCGUGCGGCGCUUCAAGCACGGGGCCGUGUCCCAGGAGCGGUGGCUCGGCAAGGACCUGCGGCCGAGCGCCAUCUGCCAGUACGCGGGCAGCGGCGCCGCCUUCGUGGCCACCGCCGCGGGCAGCGUGCUCACGUGCCUGCCGGGCGCGGCGGCGCACGCGCCCGCCGCCCUGGGCCUCCACUCCGGCAGGUGCCUGGCGGCCUGCCUCUCGGCGGACGGGCGCACGCUCGUGACCGCCGGGGAGGACGGCGCGAUCUUCGUGCUCAACGUCCACGGCCUCGUGCAGGGGGACGGCAGCGAGCAGCGGCCCGGGGACAUGGAGGCGUCGCGCGCACAGGGCGUGCCCAGCGCGGACGUCAUGCUCGUCAACCGGGCGUACAUCCAGCAGCUGCAGCACCGGUGCGACCAGCUGAGGGCCGCGAACGCCGCCCUGCGGGCCCGGCAGGUGCGCGAGAAGCAGCAGCUGGAGGACGAGUGCGACGUCCUCCUCCGCAGUGCCCGGGCGCAGGACCAGGCGGAGAUCGCGGAGCUGACCAGGCGCUGCUCGGCGCUGAAGCUGGCGUCCGAGGCGAAGGAGAGGGAGAGCAAGCGGAUCGUGAACGAGAUGGAGUCGACGCACGCCCAAGCUGCAGAGCAGCUCGAGCACCUCUACCGGAAAAGCUGGAGUUCGAGGCGGAGCGGUUCGUGA